AGCUAGUUUGAGUGUUAAUGAUAAAUUGAUUAAAAUUUUUAGAAGUGGUGGGGUCAAAAUUGUGGAUCAAAAAUAGUGCUGGGGGCAUGUCCUCGCCGUAUAUGACGCCUAUGGUCCCACCUGUGGUGAUGUGGGCAUUUAAUAAUUGUAAGUUAUUGUCAUAACAUUUAUACCAUGGAUAUUAUUUGAAAUUGAGGCUUGUAAGUCGUACAGCAUUGUAAACGGGCAUUUGCAUGUUCAGCACUGUUUUCUGUAUGCGUUCCGGGGACCUGUGUCCGUCUCGUCAUCCCUGCGCUGUCAUAUUGCACCUUAUGAUUUACAAAUUAUGCACUGGUUGUAGGCUAUACUGGGUCAUAUUGCUGUUGGUUAUGUUGAACGUGAUGAUUACAUGCUGCGCGAAUAGAGUAUAGGAUAGUAAAAAAUAGACGUACUGUAGGCUAAUAUUUGUGUCCCCCCCAUGCAUUUCAUCAUCAACGGGUCUGUCUGAACACACCAUGUUUACUGUGUUCACUCUAGAGACUUGACCACGCUUGUUGUUCAUGGGUGACAAGAAUAUGAGAUGAGGAGCAAUGAUGUUGUGAGUCACUUUAACUUUGAACGUCUUCAUGCACAGUCUGAGGAUUUAGCUGUAGUCAAUCUACGUUCUUAUAACUUAGAAUAAGAUAUUAGAAGGUGUUAUAUUAAAUUUUUUUCCUGAAACAUUUCAUACGCACAGUACAUUUAUGGCAGAUAACAGCUCCGUCACAGGUGGUGGCACUUUGCGGCAUUUCGGUGAACGUUUUUACGUCGUGCAGUUGCUGGUUUCGAUUUUUCUGUGUGUCAACGUGAUGCUCAUCGUGACCCUUUUCUCAAAAGUCUACUUCUACACAACCAUGCGAUACAUCUUAUUCACUGUGACUCUAUUGUCUGAUACCUUGAUUUUAUUCAUCACUGACGUUCUGUAUAUCUUGGCUUCUCAUGCAAUGAUGAUGCCUAUCGCCCUGUGUGUUCCCGUCUAUAUUGUUUUGGUUGUGUACACUUUUGUCACACCUUUGACGCUCACAUCCAUGACGCUGGAAUGCUAUGUGGCCAUUUGCAUGCCCCUGCGUCACGGAGAGCUGUGCACGUCACGCAGAGCUCUGCACUGCGUCCUCAUCAUUCACGGCUUCAGCUUUGUACCGUUGACUGUCAUCCUCUCCAUCUUCUUUGCAUCAGCUCCCACAAGCUUGUACUCCGAGCACAGGAUAUGCUCCAUGGACAUAUUUGUGUAUCUCCGAUGGCAGGACAACGCUAAAAUGGCUGUGUUUCAGUUGUACUUUUUCGUCAUGUCUGCCACCAUCAUCUUCUCCUACAUUAAGAUCAUGAAAGCAGCCAAAAAAGCUGUGUCAGGAGAGAAUAACAAGUCGUCAAGGAGAGCGCUCGGGAGAGUGACUCUUCAUGGCUUUCACCUCCUUUUCAGUCUCAUCCAGCUGUGGUGUCCGUUCAUGGAGACUGCUGCGCUUCAGAUUGAUUUCAAGCUUUUUGUAAAUGUCAGGUAUUUCAAUUACAUAGUGUUUAAUCUCACUCCAAGAUGCCUGAGUCCGCUUCUGUACGGCCUCAGGGAUGAAAAGAUUUUUCUUGCCCUGAAACGAAAUACACCUUUACAGUUCCAAUUUGGACAAAACAGAGUGAGGAUCAGGAGAAUUUGAAAAUGUGUUAGUUCCAUAUUAGAAACAUAUAUAUAUAUAUAUAUAAAAUAACAUAACAUAUUAUGAAAUGUCAAAAAAUGUUGAAAAAUGUUUCCCCAACUUCUACAAACCUAAAUAUCCUAGUUUGAAUGAAUUUGAUUUGUUAUGGAAAUAGUUAUAGACAAUUAUUGUAUCUAUUAAACAGGUGAAAAAUAGUCAAAUUAAUGCUGACAAGGUUUCCUUGAAACGAUGUGUCUAGUUUCUUAUUAAAUUAUUAAAUUAAAUUAUUUAUUUCUAAACCCUUUGUCAUGUAAAACAUACAACUUCAUUAAAGUUCACCACACACAUUUUGUCUUUGUCCAAUUUGAAUGUGUAUAUAUAUAUAUAUGUUAAGAUUCUCUCUCUCUUUCAUCCUGUGUGAACAGGGCGUAAGAGGGACGGGGUGCUGGGAAAGGUCAACCACAACCAAAUAUUAUAAUAUUUAUGUUUUUCAUGUAUUCAGAUUUAGCCUGGACCAAAGGUGGGAAAUUAUCGUCUCUACGGGGCCACAUGAGAAACAGAAAAUAUUGUUUCUAAGGCUGGACCAAUGGGCUGAACUAAAUUCUGCUUAAUAUUAAUUUGGUCUCUUUAUAAAAAGCAGUCAUUUUGGUGUAUGUAGGGCAGCAUAUAAACACACAAUAUACAAAACUAAUGGCAAGGCAGAGUUUACACAAUUAUUACUAACUAACUCUAUAAAAGAUACGCAACAACUGCACUUUAUAAUGAAUACUACUAUUAUACAACUAUUGUGUGACAGUCGGGAGAAAUGGCUUUGAGGUUUUGCUCUUCUGUGGCGGAAACAGAAGUUGUCCUGCAUUAAAACAACGGAUGAGCCAGUUUGUUCAUUGUUUGUCUCGUCUUCUCCUACGCUGGUAGAAUGUCAUAACCAUUUUUUCACUUUCUGAUCUGUGAACAUGGUGAUGAAUUUAAGAACAUGAUAGAAAGCAGCAGCGACGUGACACGUCAGGUGUGAGCGGGGCCUCAACUCCCAAUUCUGUCCCGCUGCAAUCUGCUGUGUCACCAUGAGAUGUCACUAAUUCUUACAUACAGUGCGAAACAAGUCACUAAAAGUAAAAGUCGAGGGCCUCAUUUGGUCCACAGGCCAUAUUUUAAAACCGGUCCUCACUCAAACUUGUGUUGAGCGUAGUUGUCAAGCUGUAAACGGUUCAUUAAUGGUGGUGUGUGUGUUCAACACCUGACCUGUGGACAGCCAA
Messenger RNA from Solea solea (common sole), 2899 nucleotides. Its product is annotated as odorant receptor 131-2-like. The coding region runs from base 723 to 1667 and encodes 314 amino acids. The transcript has a single exon. Lineage: Eukaryota; Metazoa; Chordata; Actinopteri; Pleuronectiformes; Soleidae. Gene Ontology annotation, cellular component: membrane. The record is from RefSeq and is a predicted model, not a curated record. Gene Ontology annotation, molecular function: G protein-coupled receptor activity. Gene Ontology annotation, biological process: G protein-coupled receptor signaling pathway.